Molecule: messenger RNA, 711 nt
Organism: Stomoxys calcitrans (stable fly)
Lineage: Eukaryota; Metazoa; Arthropoda; Insecta; Diptera; Muscidae
Product: lectin subunit alpha
Exons: 3
Coding region: 24-644 (206 amino acids)
Biological process (GO): biological process involved in interspecies interaction between organisms
Cellular component (GO): external side of plasma membrane
Molecular function (GO): carbohydrate binding
Source: RefSeq, a predicted model, not a curated record
AAUACUGAUUAUUAUAAGUUGCAAUGAAGUUGUUGGUACUGGUACUUGGCAGCCUCAUUGCCUGGGUUUCGGCGCAAGCUGUACAAAAGUGGCAAAAAAGUGAGGAUGGUUCACUCUAUUACAUCGAAAAUGAGCGCAAGUUCACUUGGUUUGGUUCCUGGAAUGAAUGUGCCCGCAAAAAUAUGAGCCUGGUUGCCAUUGAUAGUUAUAACAAACACAUGCAAGUUGAUUCAUUAUUAAGAAAAUUAUAUGGUACUGGUCCUGGCCUCUGGAUUGGUGGCAAUGACAACGACUUGACUGAUCGCUAUGAAUGGUAUGCCACUGGCGAAAUCUUCACCUUAACCUAUUGGGGACCCGCUCAACCCAAACGUGGUGUCAACCACUGCAUUCUAAUAUGGGAAGAUUUUAAAUGGCACGACUGGCCGUGUACCAACAAAUUGGGUUUUGUUUGUGAGGAAAAUCGUUUUCUUAAACAAAAAUCCCAAGAACUGGAGGCCUUGAAAAAGGAAUUGGAUGAUAAGACAAUUGCUCCUACAAAAUUUCGUAAUUUUAUCAUGAACAUUAAUCCCACAUUCGAUCAUGUGGUUUUGUCUGGCAAUGAAAGUGUGUUGUUUCCCAAUGAUGGUUCGGUGCCCACAAAAUAAAUGAAAACUAGAUGAAUUUAUAAAAAAAAGAGAUGUCUUUACAAUAAAUUAUGGUUUGUAAAACUGA